UCCGUGAAGAACACAUCCACAAGCGCUGGACCAUCUGGCCCUAGGGAGGGACGACCUCUACAGCAAUCGACUCCUCCGUAUGUGCACGCAAUGAGAGCACAAUGGUUUUUGGACUUCGUUGUUUAGGGGGACCCUUUUGGGCCAGCUGUUUUCAUGCGACCCACUUGUGUUACAGACGUUGGGGAAGCGGUCAACGUUGUUCCUCUCGGUACCAUCGUCUUGUGCGCGAAGACUCCUGGAGGUUUGCUCAAGCUGCACACUAACGGCUUUUACAACGAGUGCAGACUGCCUAUCAGAGGUGUUAAAGGUGUGCUGGUGACCAUCAAGAGUUUCGCGAGUUACGGCUCGAACAUGCCGUUGUGCUCUCACUUCAAAGGCCUUUACGAUGGCGGCAACAAGCGUCUUCCAUCGCCAGAGCAAUAUCUCGAUCUUGCGCUGAAGGUGUCGAAAGAACGUCCGGUUCUUCCGCCAGAGCAUGUUUUCCGGCUUCUGCCACCCCGUGAGGGGUCGUCCGACUUGGCUCAAGAAACUCCAGGUACGGUAGUGGGGCGCGGGAGUCUGAUUCAAGACGCUGGGGGGCGGGUCAAGGGACGCAGCGUUCACACGCAGGUCGGCCCGGAUGCUCCUAGGAACACGUCGGACUUGCAUUCUCAGGGUACAGGGACUCAACGGGUCGGUACUCCGAAACUUAUCAAGGUCCGCUGCGGCGGCGACACGUAUUCGCUUCGAGAUGAGAAGACAAGAGAUUCAAGCAGAUCGGGGCUAGAUGUCGGGGGGAUGGGCGCUGUCCGCGAAAGCUCUGGCGGGGAGCAGACUCCUUCGGAGAAGAAGAGCGAGCGACAGAGGAUGGUGCGAGAGGAGCUGGCGGAAGGAACCCUCCGCAUGAAGAGGAUGAGAGGAAAAUCGGAGGCGGUGAUGGGCGGGAAUGGAGGUGACGACGGAGAACGUGCCUUGGGAAAAAGGCCGACGAAGGAAAACGGUGGGACGACAAGUAAGAAAGCGAGGAGGCCCGGCGGUUUGACCAUCCGCAAAGGACAAGCCGUGGGUGGAGGAGAUUCGGCUGAUCCAGGCGCUGCGGCCGCGAGAGAACCUUCGGGGAAAUCGAAACGGAAAGUGGCAGCUGAAGAAGGCGAUGGCCAGAAGAAACCUCGAAGGCGGAAGACUGCUGAGGUGGCGAGUGGGGGCGAACGGCCUGUCGGUGAGGUGUGCGACGAAGCGGCAACGUUCUGGCUCGAAUACGAGCGGAACGAUGGCGGUGAGAUCGUGGAGAAGGAGCUCCCCGUCCAACUGCUCAUCGACCCCAGGAAAGUCUGCGACAUCCCGUCUUGGGAAAGAUAUUACAACCACCGCAGUCUAAAUCGGGAAACUGUGGACGACAUCAAGGCUGUGAUGCUGAGUCAAUACCGCGAGAAAAGGGGGAAGAUCUGGACGAAAAACCCUUUGGUUCUGGCACCCAUCUUCAAGCCGGUGACGCGUAGGCCGGAGAUAGCUAACAGGGUUCACAAAGAUGACUUCAAGCCGGAGGACAAGGACAAGUACUACUAUUACCCUGUUAACGGACAACACACCGUGGCUGCUGUGAAGGAGUUGGAGGGUGAGCCAAUAUUCGAUUUGUGGAGGAUGCACUCCUUGUCGGAGAGAGUAGUGUGGUUCUCCGACCGAGAUUUCGCGGGGUAUAGGCAGGUCAGUCUCAACGAGAACACGAGACAGAAGAUGUCUAAGCAGCGAUCGCAGAAGGCCGCGUUCUUGGACAUGAGGGAGACAUGGGAGAAAGAAGGAAGGCCGAUGGCCAUUCAAGGGAACCCUUUCGGGAAGGAGGCCGAAAAACAAAAGUUUUUCAAACAAAAGUUUUUCGAAUUCCAGAAGCUGCUUUUGGGAAAGAGUCCGAACGAAGCUCACUGGACGUUGGCAAAAAAAGAUUUGUCGCUCACCGAUAAGGACUAUGUCGCUGCCGUUGGCAAUGCAUUGAGGCAGUGGAUGCCAGUCGUGACGGCCGGUGAUGACGUUUUUCGCAAAGCCAUGGAGUUCUACGCGAAAUGGGCGGAGGGAAAGUUGUUGGGCGGCUACGGCAAAACGCAAUUGUCGAGGCCGGGUAAAUACAUGCCUGACAAAUCUCCGGGUCUACAAGCAAUUCCUGAUAUUGGCACGAAAGGGGCGGUUGGUGAAACGAAGAUGGGGUGGCUGGUCCGGGUCCCGCCUCCUCCGACCAAAAAGAAAAUGCAGGCGGACGACAAGUUUCUCGUGGUCGUGAAGGAGCCAGACAUGUUCUGUUGGCAGUCUCUCGCGGACAUGACCGAUGUCAAGAAACUGCCGAUCCUCGACGACAUUCUCGCACUAAGGGGAGUGUUCGUGCAAUCCGCGGGUGGCCGUCUGAAGCGUCAGCAUAAACCUGGAAUUAAAGAAAUGGUCGCGACGACGAAAGUCGACCGUGUGAUGCUCCGUAUGUUCCACUACAUCUUGUUCCUUGAAACGGAGGAGAGCGAACGUGUUUGGCGUAACGGGAGCCCAUUUUUUUGGACCGAGGGGAAGCUUCUGGAGGAGUUCGGGCCGCAGGACCUCACGAAACAGGUGCAUGCGUCUGUCGUGUGGGGACUCCUCCGCACCGGUCGGAACGUCGUCGCGUUGGAGAAGGAGGCGAGGNAAACUGUUUUUUUCUUUGGGAAGGUGCAUGCGUCUGUCGUGUGGGGACUCCUCCGCACCGGUCGGAACGUCGUCGCGUUGGAGAAGGAGGCGAGGAUGAUCGACUACCGUCACGAGUUCGUGAAGACACGCGUUGCAGACACUCGCAAUGCUUGUGAGUUUGUCCGCACCACCGACGAACGAAAUUGGGAUCCCAAACGUGACAUGUAUUGGAAAUUGUCGGAGAACAAAAGGACGGACAUUUGGGACUUCCUUUUCGGACCCGGACCGCCUGGUCCGACCGACCUCGAGUACAGUCGACGGAGAAACCUGGUGUUCGCUGUGCUCAAUGGGUACCACGGUGCACCCAGGGAACUCUACUUCUUCGGCAAGCAUCACCGGUUCACGUCGCAGGAUGUCUGGGGACACAACGUCGUUUGGCACCUGAGGAUAUUCCAACCUGCUGUGAGGAAUGGAAUAUGGGUCAUCGCAAUAAAGGAGGCCGAUGGCAAGUGGAGUGGACUGAAGAGACUGGGAGCGGGUGCAUUUAAGAGAAAGGCAAGAACUGCUCUGGUGGAGCAUUUGAGUCUCAUGAACCCCGAGAGGAACGAUCCGUACGUCGAUGCGUAUGCACAACAAAAGCUACAUGAGUUGUACGCCAACAACAUGUUGGAGUUUCGAGCGCCUUUCUACCCACUCGAAACGGCACCGUCUUGUGGCAUUGACUGGCUCAUGCCGCAACCUCCGCCGACCGGUCAGCAUCCGGGAGGGGGUGGCGGAGGAGACGAAGGAGACGGCGGAGGUGGCGGAGGAGACAGCUCACAGUUUGCCGGAAAGGGGACGGGCGACACAUCGUCGGUAGAGAAGGCGUCCGACGGAAAGGGGUCGGGCGGAAAGGGGUCGGGCGGGAAGGGGUCGGGCGGAAAGCGUAGAACGAGCGAAGGUGCGACCUCCGGUUCCCUCAGCUCGGGCGACCGCCACAAACUCCGAAUACAUUCAGAUUUGCUGACGUCGCCCUCUGCCAUAAGUGCUCCUCACGCAACAGUUCCGCGGGGCCAGGAAAAUGUGACGUCCUGGCCCCCGCAUCUUCAGUUGGACACAGGGUUACCCUUCUCGCCUCCCUUCUCAUGUGUUGAGACUCGAGACUGGCGGUCUCGCGACGUGCUGGAGGGGCCCGCGCCAGGAGUGUUGGAGACCGGGGGAAGCGAGAACGAACGUCACACUCUUGUGGAAGACGAGCGCUCUCCGGGAACGCGUGUUGUACAUCGGGAAGAGGAAACUCAACGCUGGCGGUCUCACAAAGUGUUGGAGACCGAGGGUAGUGAGCGUGAAUGUCAUGCUUCGGAGGGUGCGUCCGUGGACACUGACAGCGAGAGUGCAGGAGCUCCGGGGGAAAUGCAUGCUGUACAGCGGGGAGAGGACACUCGACACGGGCCGGCUCAUGAAGACGUGAAGUGGCUCCACGCACGAGCGCUGGUGAUCGGGACGUCCGAAGAGGUUCUGCACAGUCGCUCGGCUGUGGCCACGAUGCGAGAGGGUGUCGUUAAGGGAGGUCAGUGGACGUUCGUGCAAGAUCCCGUUCUUGGCGACGAUGAAGACGAAGAAGAACCCGCGGUGGAAGCUCGGGUUCAUGGCGAUGAGAAAGGCGGAGAACCCGUGGUGGAAGGCGGUGAGGUGACUGUCGACAUCCGGACGGAUCCACAACGGAAAAAUGGUGAUUCUUCGCCCACCCGUUGCGGUGAAGAACAGGGUGGUCGAGCGUCUGUCGUGAGCACCGCUCGGGGAAUGGUGCUUCAUGAAGCCUUAGAGUUGGGUGACGACUCGGCAGCCACCGAGCUGGUUAUCGACUCAGGCGUGGCCGAGAUGCAGAACGUCGAAUCCUCCGUGGAAGGCGGUGAGGUGGCCGUCAACAUCAAGAUGGAUCCAGAGCGGAAAGAUCAUGAUUCUCCGUCCAUCCGUUGCAGUGCCGAACAGGGUGAUCGAGCAUCUGUCCUCAGUACCGGUCGGGAAAUGGUGCUUCAUGAAGCCAUCGACUUGCCAAGCGACUCAGCUGCCACUGAUCUGGUUAGCGACACAGCCGUGGCCAAGGUCCAGAACCUCGAACCGUCCGUGGACGUUGGCGCAGUGGCGCGACAGGAGGGCGAGUUCCCUCAAAGGGCUCCCGAGCACGGUGUGAGGUUGUUAAUGUCCCUUCCCAUGAAGCCUUUAAAAGCCGUGCGCGAGAAACGUCUUUCAGGGAGGUCAUUGGCCGCUUCACCGAAGAAGUCGUCAAGUGUGGGGUUGUUUAAAAGGGUCCAGAUGCCUCGCCUUUCCCAGAUAGCUGUCAGGGUUCUGAAGGCUUGUGGAAUAUAUAAGGAGGAAGGUCUGCGAAAACAUUUGGCUGCGUCUAUUGAGAGCGUUACUGCUUUGUCUGAUGGGUCUGAUGACGAUGGCAAACGGGGUGUCUUGAAAGACCCGUGUCCUAAGUACAUCGUGAAGGACACAUUCAACAAGCGGGGAUACAACUUUUCUGGGAAAAGGGCAGACAGUUCUUAGCCAUUCCACCACGGGGUUUGUGCUCACUCCUCACACUUGUUCGUGGGUGUUUGUGCAGUUGGGGCUACAUCAUGUUUUUGCG
Molecule: messenger RNA, 5236 nt
Organism: Chara braunii
Lineage: Eukaryota; Viridiplantae; Streptophyta; Charophyceae; Charales; Characeae
Source: the annotation of a GenBank genome assembly